AGGGCUGUGGGCGGGGGCCCUGGCCGCCAGGCCUCAGGACCCGGGCGCCGCUGAGCGCACGCUCAGAGCCGGCAGCUCGCGGGAGGCCGGAGCUGAUGACCUGCGAGCUGGGGACUGACGGCUCGGGAGGGCCAGGUGGUCCCGGAGUGGGGCAGAGUCACGGGAGGUGGAGGACCCCGGAGGUGACGGCAAGGAGAGGACGCGAUGGCCAGGCGCUGCCGCUGAGGCGGGCGCGGGCGGGCGCGAGCGGACGGCGCGGCGGGGCUGCAGGCCGCACGCGGCGGGGCGGGGGAGGGCGUCCGGGGGGGAUGCCAUGUCUCGCGAGCCGCCCCCACGCAAGGACAUCCCCCGCAACCUCAGCUUCAUCGCGGCUCUGACAGAGCGUGCUUACUACCGCAGCCAGAGGCCCAGCCUGGAGGAGGAGCCGGAGGAGGAGCCUGGCGAGGGCGGGACGCGGCUCGGGGCCCGGUCCCGCGCUCACGCCCCGAGUCGCGGCCGCCGGGCUCGCUCGGCGCCCGCCGGGGGUGGCGGCGGCGGCGGCGGCGCCCGGGCGUCCCGCAGUCGCAGCCCGGACACCCGCAAAAGAGUGCGUUUCGCCGACGCGCUGGGGCUGGAGCUGGCCGUUGUGCGCCGCUUCCGGCCCGGAGAGCUCCCCCGGGUGCCCCGCCACGUGCAGAUCCAGCUGCAGAGGGACGCCCUCCGCCACUUCGCACCUUGCCAGCCCCGCGCCCGGGGCCUCCAGGAGGCGCGCGCGGCCCUGGAGCCGGCCAGCGAGCCCGACUUCGCCGCCCGCUUGCAGGCUCAGCGCAUCUGCCUGGAACGCGCCGAGGCGGGCCCGCUGGGCGUGGCAGGGAGCGCGCGCGUGCUGGACCUGGCCUACGAGAAGCGCGUGAGCGUGCGCUGGAGCGCCGACGGCUGGCGGAGUCAGCGCGAGGCGCCCGCCGCCUACGCCGGCCCCGCCCCGCCCCCGCCGCGCGCCGACCGCUUCGCUUUCCGCCUGCCCGCGCCGCCCGUCGGGGGCGCCCUGCUCUUCGCCUUACGGUACCGCGUCACCGGCCACGAAUUCUGGGACAACAACGGCGGCCGCGACUACGCUCUCCGUGGGCCCGAGCACCCGGGCAGUGGUGGCGUCCCGGAGCCCCAGGGCUGGAUCCACUUUAUCUAAGACCCCCCCACUCCACCCCCACAGCCCCACCUCACCCCAGCGACCGACGGGGACCAACGCCCACGGCACCCGGGGCUGGGGGAGCCCGGAAAUGUGUCCGAGAGAGGAAUAGGCGGACCUGAGAUGGGCGGGAAGUUGUCGGAAGAGCCGAGUGAUGGACGGAGAGGGGGUUGGGGGAGGGGCCCCGAAGGGGCAGGGGCGCGGUGUGCGGAGGUGCAGGAGAUUGGGGUGGGAUGCACGCGGGAUUCCUCCAGGGCUUGGCAGAGUCCCGGGAGCUGAGAUUCGAGCCGAAGGGGUGGCGGGUGGGGGGAUGACAGUGACCUCGAAGCUAUCUGUGGGCCCCAGGAGAAAGUGACAGGUCAUCAGGCUCAGCCAGGAUGGCCCUGGUUAAGGCACCUCCUUGGGACGGAGGCAGGCUCCAGUGGGAAGUAAGGGUGUUCAUUUGAUGACGUUUGCAUUGCUGGCUCAUUGCCCCCUUUUACGGGCUUUUGCCACCUCGGGGCCCGCAGCUCGCUCAUCUUAGCUUUAAACUUGACCUUAAUUGCCUUGCUUACACCCCAGGAACUUGGCCCUUGCUCCUGAGCCUGGCAUUAUGACAGGACUCCCUUGUCACUUUUGAGUCUCCAGGACUGGCUGGGGAAGCUCCUUCCUCCAGCUUUGAGGCAGUCUCGGGGAUUAAAAUGAAGGGGAAACCAACUCCAAGCCUCUCCUUGCAGCUAGACCAUUAAGCUGGCCUAAGGGGUUGGUAUACUCAGGGGCUUCCAGAAGAAAAUGCCAACUUUACCUUUCUGGAGUGCCUUUCAGUGACCUCUAAGCACUUUAUGAAUUUGUCAAGGGAUAAUAGUUUAUAAGAAUCGCCAUCCUUUCUGCCUCAGAAAAGGAUUGCUGAUAAGCCUCAUACCUUUGGGCCAGUUCACUUCAUUUCUUCAGGCCCAUUUUCUCUCUGGGAACUUGUUAUUAAAUGAUGUCUAGCGUCCCUUUCUGGCCUUGGCAUUUCUGCAGAUGAGACGUCACAUUCAACCUCUUGUUCUAGGAGUGUUGCAGUUCAGAACAGUGCACCCUGAGUGUCUGCUUGGGGCUGAGGACAGGUUCUCCGGAUUUGGUGUCUGAUGUUCCACAGCCCAGGGAGCAUCCCAUCAAAGGCUAGAGCCUCAGUCUAGGGCCUCUCAAACCAUAGCUCAUCCUCUGCCCCUGACCUGGCUUUUCACUCUUGCCCCACAAACUUCCAGGUGGAGUGCUCUCAUCUCUGGGGAGGUAUAUGUCCUUGUUGAGGAAUGUAUAUCUAUUUGUUUUUUUUUUUUUUUUUUUUUUUUUGCUUUUUGGGUCACACCAGCGAUGCACAGGGGUUACUCCUGGCUCUGCACUCAGGAAUUAAUCCUGGCGGUGCUGGGGGACCAGAUGGGUUGCUGGGAAUCGAACCCAGGUUGGCCAUGUGCAAGGCAAAGGCCCUACCCACUGUGCUAUCGCUCCAGCCCCCGGUUGGGGAUGUAUAAAGGGGGAAAAAGGAUAAAAGGAAACUGUUCUCUCUUGAGAAUAUGCAUUAAGAGUACGAGAAAUGGAAAAUACUCCAAUAAUCAAUUUGACCAUUCUCUUUAACCCAUUCAUGUUCAUAUCUUUUUAUCUCCCUAAUCUUUACCUGACAAAGUGACAUUUCCCCACUCCUGUGCUCAGCAUACUCUUUUCUUUUUUCCUCUCGUCACUCUUGUUUUUCUUAAAGCAUUUAGGAUUUUACCUUUCUUUUCUGUUUCUUUGUGCCACAUCUGGCAGUGCUCAGGCUUUACUCCUGACAGUGUUUGGGGGACCAUAUAGGAUGCCAGGAAUUGAACCCAAGUCAUCUAUGUGCAAACUCAGUGUACUGUCGCUCUGGCCUCCUUACCUUCGAUUUUCUCUCUUUCCAUAAGUCCCCCUUUUCAUCCCUGUGAUCUGUUUCUUUUCCCUCUAGAAAGGGUCUAUAACCUACUUCUUUUACUCAAGGACUACGGUUGAUCCACCUUCCUCCCUUAAAAUCCUUGACAGUCCUCUGGAAGGUAGAACAAGGAGUCCUGAUGCUGUUAAUGAACAAAGGAUCUCCCAGGAAAAGCAGUUCCCUACACCCUGCUUCCUAAUCACUGAGCCAGUGAGUGAGCACAUACAUAGCCACGUGAAUAUGCAUUCACAGUAGAGAGUGUGAGGGACCCAGAGUCUUAAUCUUUGGAAGAAAGAUAACUGAAAAGAUCCCUGAAUUAUUUCUCAUUCACAUGCCCAUUUAAACAUCAUCCCUAGAUGUUACAGGAAAAAAAACAGGUUUUUUUGUUUGUUUGUUUCUUUUAGGUCACACUCAGCAGUGCUCAGAGGUUACUGCUGGCUCUGCACGCAGGAAUUACUCCUGGCAGUGCUCUGGGGACCAUAUUGGAUGCCAGGUGUCAAACCCGGGUUGGCUGCGUGCAAGACAAAUGCCCUACCUGUUGUACUAUAUCUCUGGCCCUAAAACCAUGCAUCUUUUGGAUCAUCUUCAGGUCAAAGUUCAGCAGAGUGAAGAGGGAAACUACUGAAAAGCCAACAAUGUGUGUUGUGCUUUGUUUGUUGGGGGGGCCACCCCAUCAUACUUGGGUUAUUUCUGGCUCUGCUCAGGAAACAUUACUGCAAAUGUUUGGGGGACCAUAGAGGGUGCUGGGAAUCAAAGCCAGAUCAGCUGCAUAAAGGUGAGCAAGUGCCCUACCUGGUUGUACUAGCUCAGCCCCUGAGCAGUCUGUGAACAUAACAUAGUAAUCUUUUGCUUCAUGUAUGCAUAACUGUUAGGUCGAGGUAACUAUGGUGAUAGCUUAAAAAAAAAGGCCCUGUCAUUUGUUCACUGUCUCAGUUUAUAAAACAGGACUAGUAUUUUGAGCAUGAGAAGUCUGCAAAGCCUUUGUGCUGUUACAACUUUUAACAUUUAGGGGCUGGAGCAAUAGCACAACGGGUAGGGCGUUUGCCUUGCACGCAGCCGACCCGGGUUUGACACCUGGCAUCCCAUAUGGUCCCCCAAGCACCACGAGGAGUAAUUUCUGAGUGUAUGAGCCAGGAAUAACCCCCAUGCAUCACCGGGUGUGACCCAAAAAGUAAAAACGAACAAAAAAAACUUUUAACAUUUAAAAACAGUUGAGGGGGCUGGGGCCGGAGCGAUAGCACAGCGGGUAGGGCGUUUGCCUUGCACGCGGCCGACCCGGGUUCGAUCCCUGGCAUCCCAUAUGGUCCCCCAAGCACCGCCAGGAGUAAUUCCUGAGUGCAAAGCCAGGAGUAACCCCUGAGCAUCGCUGGGUGUGACCCAAAAAGCAAAAAACAAAAAAAAAAACAAAAACAGUUGAGGGGCCAGAGAGUUUAGCGGGCAGGGCAUUUGCCUUGCACACAGCCAACAGUUUGAUCCCCGAUCCCCGAUGCCCUGUAUGAUUCCCCCAAGCCCACCAGCGGUGAUCCAUGAGUACAGAGCCAGGAAUCCACAAGAGUCUCCUGUUAGGAAAAGACCUUGGUUCCUAAUGGUGCACUGCCUUCCCCUCCUCCCAGCCUCCAGAACUGGCUUGGAGAAGGCAAAGCACUGAGGCUCCCACACUUCGCCGCCUCCUCUCAGGGCCUCGCUGCUGUCUCUUGUUCCAGCGGCCUGACUGCAGGAGCAGCUAGGGGCCACGCCGCCUGCCUGCCAGAGAGCUUGGUAAUUUUAUCUGUGGGGACUGUCCUCCCUGCUCUCCCCACUCCUAAAACAGGCCAGUUCCUUAAAGUUUUCUCUGGGUGUUCCAUGCUUGGCCCUCUUAGGGAGCACUAGUAUUUGUUAGAUAUAUAAAUGUAAACUGCAUGAGUGCAGGCAAUCAAGAGUAUUCACUGUUAGUUGAGCUCUUCUCUGAAAAGGACCAAUUGUUGGCCAGAGUGAUGGUACAGCAGGUAGAGCACAUUUUCCUCUAUGCAACUGACCUGGGUUCAAUCCCUGACACCCUAUGUGGUCCCCCGAGCACCACCAAGAGUAAUUGCAAAACACAAAGCCAGGAGUAAGUGGAGCAUGCCAAGUGUAGAGCCCCCCCCAAAAAAACUAAAGUACUCAUUGCUGACCCAAGCCCCAUUCUCAGCUUUAUGGAACCCACACAAGCCUUUUGGUUCUUCCCAUAUAGGGCUGCCCUAGAUCCUAGGGGGAAAUGGAUAGUCUAAUCUGGCUGGAAAACACUUGGGGUUUAGUGCCAUCUUUAAGCACUGAGGGGCAUUUCCCUCUAAAGACUGUUGGUUGUAUGAGUAAAAGCAGCAAACACUUUAGCCCUCGUUUGGGAGGUAUCAUGGUCAGGUCCUUGAAGCAACACAGGAACACUGGCCCUUUUCUCUCAUGCAGAGCCCAGGUAUCUUCCUAUGCCAUCCUGUCUCAGCCUUCCUCCUAUUCCGUUGUUCCUCUAUGAAUGUAGCUCAUCAUCUUCAUAACAAGCCCUAACUCGUGUUUCUCUGGAGUUCCUCUGGAUCCUUGCAAUCCACAGGUCUUAGAAUUAGAGGCCUGAGAGGACUUUUCUUUAGGUACCACUGGCUCCAGGCUCCUCUACAGAUGAGCCCACAAGGAGAGAGGUGAUACGUGAUUGAGCAAGGGCAGAAAGUGUGUUACUACAGCUUGAGAUGGAGCUUACACCCAGGCCACAUCCCAUACUCCAGCUAGUAAACAAGCCCCUACACACGGAUUCUCCACAAGAGAAAACUGCAGAAAUGUUUCCUUUUCUUGUACUAAUUCCUGUUCCCUUCCUCACCUAGGCAUAGAGAGAAACAAAGGGGACUUGGAAUUUUUCCUGUACUCCCAGCUUUUGGUCAUCCUGCUAAACAGGUGAUGUUAAAAAGAGAAUAGGGGUCCAAGCCUAUUCAGUGGUAUAGUGAAUAAGGUGCUUACCUUGUGUGUGGCCAACCUGGGUUUGAUCCCCAACACCUCAUAUGGGCCUCUGAGCCCUGCGAGAUGUAAUCCCUGAGCACAGAAAACAGGAGUAAGACCUGAGCACUGCCAGGUGCGAUCCAAAACCCAAAAAGGUAAAAAUGGAAUAAGCCACCUGUUCAAUGAGAUGAAAGGAAAGCGCUGUGUGUGCUGUUCUCCAGAACUAUGAUCCUCAUCAGGCCUUCCUGGAGCCUCCCCACCCCUUCACCGUGCAGCCCUGUUGGUGGGGAAGAAAAUCCACUAGUCUAGUGCCUCACUUGCGCUUCCUCAUGCAGCUGCCUUCCAGUCCAGACACACGUCAUCAAAAUAAAGCUGAAACUUGAAAGUAAAA
Messenger RNA from Sorex araneus (European shrew), 6399 nucleotides. RefSeq names its product protein phosphatase 1 regulatory subunit 3E (gene PPP1R3E). Bases 314 to 1165 code for a protein of 283 amino acids. The record is from RefSeq and is a predicted model, not a curated record. Gene Ontology annotation, molecular function: glycogen binding; protein phosphatase 1 binding. Gene Ontology annotation, biological process: regulation of glycogen biosynthetic process. Gene Ontology annotation, cellular component: protein phosphatase type 1 complex. The transcript is spliced from 2 exons. Lineage: Eukaryota; Metazoa; Chordata; Mammalia; Eulipotyphla; Soricidae.